Messenger RNA from Drosophila gunungcola (fruit fly), 286 nucleotides. RefSeq lists its product as uncharacterized. The record is from RefSeq and is a predicted model, not a curated record. Lineage: Eukaryota; Metazoa; Arthropoda; Insecta; Diptera; Drosophilidae. Bases 42 to 197 code for a protein of 51 amino acids. The transcript has a single exon.
CCCAGAUCCGACAGACAGAUCAUCCAACGAUAUUCGCCAAGAUGAACAUCAUUCAAGGUUGCGUUCUGGUUUUCCUGGGCCUGGUGCUCACCGCCGUCGAUGCCCAAACCCCAGUCCGAAACGAAACUAGCAAGGACAGGGCCUGCGGACCUGGCCGUUACUACAACGAAUUCCGCCGCACUUGUCUGCCUUGGUAGGGAAUUGUCCUAAAAAGUUCGCCAAAUUCCAAUUUAAUUGCUACAAUGUGCUAGUAAAUAAACUGCAAAAAAAAAUUUACAAAAUCUUA